AUGCAUUUUAUGAUAAUGAGCAAUUGUUGGUCAUCACUUCGCUUACUGCUGCCCAAGGUUAUCAGACCAGAAAUACAGAUCGCACCAGAUCGACUGUUUUCCACUACCAGAUCGUUCGAAGCCAGUCGCCAUGCGGAAAUCAUGGCAUGCGAUACACGUUUCGCAAGUAGGGAUGCUGCCAUGACGUCGAAGUUACCCAGCGCUAGACCUGUCGAGACAAGGAAAAGCCAAUUGAUUCGAAGCUAUACAUCACUUUUGCGAACCACACCACUCGUUUUGUUCUUUCAGCACAGCAAUCUGACAGCGAUUGAAUGGGCAGCCGUUAGAAGGGAACUGAAAAAAGCCGUGCAAGCCGUACCGCAGUCUUUGGGAACAGACGGUUCUACCGGUCUCGAUCUUGCCGCCAAACUACAACUACAAGUUAUGCGCACCAAGAUGCUGAGCGUUGCGCUACGAAUCACGGAAUUCCACAAACCCGAUUACUCCAAGGAUUUGCCACCUGCACAGUGGUUGGGUCCCGUUCCCUUAGUACACGAUUUGUCUGAAGCCGCCUAUAAGACCAUCAAGGACAUUGCUGUUCCACCUAACUCUGCAUAUGCACAACUUCAGCCUCUCAUGGUUGGCCCUGUUGCAGCUCUUACAUUACCUUGCAUCUCCACAGCGCAUCUUGCUGCUGCUCUUAGUAUACUAGCGCCUGUGGCAGGAGUUUUCCCGGCUCCAACACGGAAGAAGAAUCCUGGUUUUUAUGACCCUAUCUGCCAGAACGGCCUCAACAAACUGGUAUUAGUCGGGGGAAGAAUUGAAGGCAAAGUGUUUGACGAGCAAGGCGUUAACUGGGUUGGCGGUAUUCAAGGUGGUUUGGACGGACUAAGGGCCCAGCUGGUCAGUCUUCUACAACGAGCUGGACUUGGCGUGACGACAAGUCUUCAUGCCGUUAGUAUGAAUGUGUGGCUCGCUCUAGAGAGCAGAAGGGCACAGCUUGACGAAGGAGACAAGUAG
Messenger RNA from Ustilaginoidea virens, 999 nucleotides. RefSeq lists its product as uncharacterized. Gene Ontology annotation, biological process: translation. NCBI's taxonomy places the organism in Eukaryota, Fungi, Ascomycota, Sordariomycetes, Hypocreales, Clavicipitaceae. The transcript is spliced from 2 exons. Gene Ontology annotation, cellular component: mitochondrial large ribosomal subunit. Gene Ontology annotation, molecular function: structural constituent of ribosome. The record is from RefSeq and is a predicted model, not a curated record. Bases 1 to 999 code for a protein of 332 amino acids.